Kwoniella mangroviensis CBS 8507 is the source of this 1212-nucleotide messenger RNA. RefSeq lists its product as uncharacterized. The transcript is spliced from 5 exons. The coding region runs from base 1 to 1212 and encodes 403 amino acids. The record is from RefSeq and is a predicted model, not a curated record. NCBI's taxonomy places the organism in Eukaryota, Fungi, Basidiomycota, Tremellomycetes, Tremellales, Cryptococcaceae.
AUGUCACCUCUGACGACAUCAUUCCUUCUUUUACUAUCCCAUCUGGCAAUCACCCCUCUACAGAUCUCGGCCGAUUCGCUUCAAUCGAUAACAUCAAGUUACGGUCUGACUGAAUCCUUCAAUUUCACUUUCCCCGACGAGACGCUGAACAGUGCAGAUGCGAAUGAUUGGAUAGAUGACAAGUGGAGUCUGUACUAUAGGAAAGGUGUGGAUUGGGGUAAUUCCGACAUAGUAUUCUCACCUGAUCCAUCAACAUCAACCUCGACACUCGUCCGCCGCCAAGAAUCCUCCACAUCAUCAUCCACAAAAACCAAAACCAAAACAUCCUCAGCUUCGACUUCAUCGUCUACAUCCAUCACAACUACCUCCGUCUCAUCACCUGCCUCAACAGCUUUGAAUGGCGAACCACCUGUCAUUCGAAUAGAAUACCCACAGGGAUCGUACAGUAAGAGAACGGGUGGAACUCAAUUUUACGCCAAUCCAUUGACUUCGAGUAACGCGAAAGUUGCUGCUGGAUCGGGUAACUCGACAACGACGGGCCAGUAUGAGAGGAUGUUGUUGAGCUAUGAUGUUUGGUUUCCUGUUGGAUAUGCCUGGAACCAAGGUGGUAAAUUACCUGGACUCAGAGGUGGACCCGAUCCAAAAGGAUGUUCGGGGGGAAACGAGACCGACGGUACGACCUGUUUCAGUACCAGGUUGAUGUGGAGAUCAGGUGGAGCAGCGGAGGUCUACGCGUACAUCCCUACUUCUCAGAAGAACUUCUGUUCCCAAUCCCAAGUCACCUGUAAUUCAGAUUACGGAACUUCGCUAGCUAGAGGAUCAUUCUCAUUCGUCACUGGACAAUGGCAGACUGUGCAGUUGUUGGUGGUACUGAACGAAGUUGGAACUGCUAAUGGUAUUGUGGAACUAUGGUACAACGGUGUCCAGGCAUUGAAAUUCACCAACCUCGUCCUUCGUACAUCUACCGACCUAAAUUCCGUUGGAGGAAUGUUCUUCUCGACAUUCUUCGGAGGUGACGAUUCCACCUGGGCUACCCCGACAGACCAAUUCUCAUACUUUAGGAAUAUCCAACUAUACGCUGGGGCAGGUGCGAGUAAUCUUACCGGUGAUAAGGCUACGGUAAAAUCUUUCGCAACCCUUAAUGCGGGUGUUUGUGGAUGGGGCAUGUUGGGUGGAAUCGUAUUGGGAUUAAUGGGAUUAUGGGUUUUGUAA